Messenger RNA from Rodentolepis nana, 1398 nucleotides. Lineage: Eukaryota; Metazoa; Platyhelminthes; Cestoda; Cyclophyllidea; Hymenolepididae. The record is from the annotation of a GenBank genome assembly.
AUGGUUGACGUGAUUUUACUGUCUUCGGACGAACCGGUCGUGGUAUUAUCUGAUGCAAGCGACUCGACUAAAGUUGCUGAUGAUGAAGAUACUGACUGUCUACUAGUUGAAUCCGUUGGUAAGCCACCGAAGGCUGACUUUGUCCAAACCACAUUCAUUCGAGAGAGCAACGGAUGUCCCAUUUUCGGAGUUGCCUUCAAUUGCGUAAAUCGUAUGUCCUCUGAUGAUCCGCUUCUUUUCGCUACUGUUGGAGGAAAGCACGUGAAUAUCUAUCAAUGUCGUGAAUUCUCUUCUGAGGAAUUGAAGAAAGCAGACACAGUGAGGGAGCCACCAAUUCACCUCCUCCAAUCCUUCGCCGAUCCGUCCAAAGAGGAAUUCUAUUGUUGUGCUUGGUCUCGCCUCCUGGAUGGCAAGUAUGAGGUGGAACCGGCCAAGGGGCAACAGGUUGUAGCUGUGGCGGGCAAAAAUGGCGUCAUCCGACUUUUGUGUCCAUCUUUGGCUCGGUGUCUGGACAGCUUUGUUGGACAUGGGCAGGCGGUCAAUGAACUCAAAUUUCAUCCAAAUAAUCCCUCUCUUCUUUUCUCAUUUAGCAAUGAUUUUACCGCACGUCUUUGGAAUAUUACAACCCACGUUGUUGUUGCAAUUUUCGGUGGUGUUGAAGGACAUCGUGCUGAAGUUCUUACUGGUGACGUCUCCUUGGCUGGGGAUUAUCUUCUCACUGGGGGCAUGGAUCAUCAUAUCAAGAUCUGGAAACUGGACACAGUCGAUAUAAAAGAUGCUAUCAAGGCUUCAAAAUUUUUCAAAAGUGCCGCUGAGAAUGAAGGGAAGCCCUUCCCUACAUUGCAGCAACACUACCCCGAUUACAGCACUCAGGUGCCACAUGGAAACUACGUGGACUGUGUGAGAUGGUUCGGUGGACUGGUGAUCUCCAAAUCUUGCGAGAACCGUGUGAUUGUCUGGAUGCCCGGCAAUGUGGACUCUAAAACAUCUCUAGAUCUCAAAGCCAUCGAACCUCCACGUCAAGAUGCUAUUGUAGACGAUUAUACCACGACUAAACCUACUCAAGUCACAGGGCUACCCGUCGAAUCGGGCUGCAGCAUAUUGCAUUGCCUCCCAAUGGAUGACACAGAGCUCUGGUAUAUCAGAUUCGAUUUGCAUCUGCAGCAACGUCUUUUAGCUCUGGGUACUGGAGCUGGAUCGCCGAGAAUCUACCUGUGGGACUUUUCUGAACUCAGUAUGGUUAUGGACCCUAUGCCAAAGAUUUUGAAGAUUGUAUCGACAGGAGCAGGCAAGGUCGAGAACUACUCAUCUAUUCGUCAAGUUCGUUUCAGUGCAGAUGGACGUAUUCUCAUCGCCGUGGGAGAAGGUGGUCUGAUUGCCAGAUUUGACCGAGUCUAG